AUGGCUUCCUCACAGCCCGAUUCGCCGUCCGAUUCUGAGCAUGAAGCUAUUCCCGAGUCCCCGCCGAUGCCGCCAAGCCUCCAUCACGCGCCGCCAAGCCUCCAUCACGCGCCGCCAAGCCUCCAUCACGCGCCGCCAAGCCUCCAUGACGCUAUUCCCGAGUCCUACACCUUCCCGCUGCCUCCUUUACCUCAGCAGUACGAUACGCCUGAGCAAGGAAUUGUCGUGAUCAAUAUCUUCGGCCGCCAGCAUGGCUACGCAGUCUCAACUCUUCGGUCGAAACGUAUAAAGAAAGGGGUCCUAAAGACAGUUCGCCUAUGCUGUGACCGGGGCCGCCGGCUAAGAAACAGCCCGAAUAGCCCUACGCGGAAGCGGGAGACUACCUCGCUAGCGAUUGAAUGCCCCUUUUCGAUAUCGCUACGGCUUCAAGAAGGCCGAUGGAACCUUACAGUGGAGAAUCAACACCAUAACCAUGAGUCCUCGCCUCCUCUUACUCAUAUGCCACACCGGAAGCAGGAAUUAUAUGUAAAGGCAUCGAAUAUUAAGAAUCAGCUCCAGCAGGGUCUUUCUACCCGUCAUAUUCUCACCGGCAUUCAAAAGGACGACCAGGAUUCCUGCCUCACUGCCCGGGAUAUCUACAACUUUCGGAGGAAGCUUCAUGUUGAUUUCCUUGCUGGCCGUACACCGCUUCAAGCUCUCUUGAUAGAGCUUCCAAAGGACGGCGAAUGGAUCUUCAAGUAUGAAGUUAACGAUGAGAAUCAUGUCACAGCCCUCUUUUGUAUGCAUAAAACGAGUAUUGCAUUCCUUAAGACAAAUUCAUGGGUUAUUUCAAUGGACUGUACAUAUAAAACUAACCGGUAUGGCCUUCCAAUGCUCGAUAUCGUCGGCUUUACUGCUACGGGCUCAACCUUUUACAUCGGCUUCGCAUUCAUAAAGGACGAGAAAGAUGACAGCUACGAAGUCAUUUUAAGCUGUCUAGCAGAGGCUUACGAAGCUCUUAGCCUUCAAGCACCCCGGACCAUCCUUUCCGAUAAGGAGCAAGCGCUAAUGAAUGCUGUGAAGGUCGUCUUCCCUUCUACAAAGCAUAUGAUCUGUCUAUGGCAUAUCAAUAUGAAUAUCAUGAAGAAAGCUCGUCCGAUUCUCGCAGAGCAGCUAGCAAAAGAGCGGCAAGAGGCUGCUUCCUCGGCUUUACAGCGUCAGACGAAGGCGGAGAGAGACCGAGAGCUUCGAGAAAUGGUCCAUAAAGCAUGGAAGACGAUGCUGAAGCGGUGGAUUCGCGUCGUCUAUACGAUCACAACCGUAGAGAGGGAGGAGAGAUGGAGACAAUUCAAAGAGCACUACAAGGAGCCGAUUUUUGAACCUUUACUCCAAUAUCUACAGAGUGAAUGGCUAGACGACUGCCCUGAGUAUUUCCUUCAUGAAUACACCUCCGAAUACCUUCAUCUCAAUGAGAUUACGACCUCUCGGACCGAGGGAGCUCACUGGCUGCUUAAGCAGGGCCUUUAA
Penicillium robsamsonii is the source of this 1506-nucleotide messenger RNA. RefSeq names its product transposase. The transcript has a single exon. Gene Ontology annotation, biological process: regulation of DNA-templated transcription. The record is from RefSeq and is a predicted model, not a curated record. Bases 1 to 1506 code for a protein of 501 amino acids. Lineage: Eukaryota; Fungi; Ascomycota; Eurotiomycetes; Eurotiales; Aspergillaceae.